Messenger RNA from Macrosiphum euphorbiae (potato aphid), 201 nucleotides. NCBI's taxonomy places the organism in Eukaryota, Metazoa, Arthropoda, Insecta, Hemiptera, Aphididae. The record is from the annotation of a GenBank genome assembly.
AUGUCGCCGUCCACGGUGCAGAUGCAGAACCCCAACGGCUCGCCGUACAACGUGUCUUCCGCGCCGGAAUUCCGGCAGGAGGAGUCGACGGCCGUCGAAGAAAAACUCAUGGUGGCUGUGAGAAUAAGACCAUUAUCGACAAACGAGACGGAUAGAAGCUUGUACGUGGUCGAUUCCAAGGUAAGCUGUUUAAUCGCGUAA